This is a messenger RNA of Syzygium oleosum, 2371 nucleotides long. Its product is annotated as cysteine-rich receptor-like protein kinase 10. NCBI's taxonomy places the organism in Eukaryota, Viridiplantae, Streptophyta, Magnoliopsida, Myrtales, Myrtaceae. Bases 1 to 2304 code for a protein of 767 amino acids. Gene Ontology annotation, molecular function: protein kinase activity; chitin binding; ATP binding. The record is from RefSeq and is a predicted model, not a curated record. Gene Ontology annotation, biological process: protein phosphorylation; carbohydrate metabolic process. The transcript is spliced from 8 exons.
AUGGCUUCCGACUAUAGUCGUAUCCUUCUCUUUCCCUUCAUCUCCUUUCUCUCUCUCCUCCAAAUCAACUCAUGCAUGGCCCAAACCGUCAAAGGAGGCUAUUGGUUUCCAGACAGCGGCAUCACGGCCUCCGACAUCGAUUCGACCCUCUUUACUCAUCUCUUCUGCGCGUUCGCUGACCUCAACGGGUCAACAAACCAGGUAGUCAUAUCGUUGGCGAACGCCCAGUAUUUCGCGACAUUCACUAGUGACGUCCAGCAGAAGAACCCGUUGAUCGUAACCCUCCUGUCUAUCGGCGGUGGCCGCUCGAACGCAACCGACUUUACGACCAUGGUGAGCCAGUCUAGCUCCCGAAAGACUUUCAUCAAUUCCUCCAUAGCCCUAGCUCGGGCCAAUGGCUUCCAUGGCCUCGAUCUUAAUUGGGUAUCCCCAGAUACAGACGAGAAGAUGACCAGGUUGGAGUUGCUCCUCCAGGAGUGGCGGACCGUGAUUGCUGCUGAGGCGGCCAGCUCAGGUGAGGAUGCUUUGCUUUUGUCGGCCGCGGUCAAGUACUCGCCGCACUCACCGGAAUAUCCGGUGGCCGCCAUGGCGGCGAGCUUGGAUUGGAUCAAUGCGAUGGCCUAUGAUUUCUUUGCACCCAAUUGGUCCAAGACCACAGGACCACUUGCUGCUCUCUACAGUCCAGGGAAUGGCUUAAGUGGAGACGACGGGGUGCGCGCGUGGAUUCAGGCCGGAAUGCCGGAGAAGCAGAUCGUGCUCGGCGUCCCAUUCUACGGCAGCACAUUCGCUCUCGCGGAUGCCAACGACCACAGCUACUUUGCGCCCAUCAAUGGGCCAGCGAUAUCCUCUGAGGGGAUGAUCCAGUACAAUCAAAUCACGAAGUACAUAUCCCAAAACAACGCUACGACGGUGUACAACUCCACGGUCGUGUCCGCCUACUGCUAUUUCGAGACGACAUGGAUCAGCUAUGAUGAUACACAAACCAUCUCUACUAAGGUCGCGUACGCCAAGGGAAGAGGACUUAAAGGUUACUAUGCAUGGCAUGUUGCUGGUGAUGACAAUUGGGUUCUCUCUCAAGCAGCUCAAGAGGCCAGUGGAGAUCAGCAACACAGGCGAUGGCUCUGGCUAGUAAUGCUUAUUUCGAGUGCUAUAGUUGUUCUCCUUAUAUUUGGCCUGAUUUGCUGGUUGCAGAGGCGAACAUUGAAAUCAAAAGGUAUUUCGGGUGUAAUAAAAGGAAUUAGUAGCCGAUUAAAGACUAUGGUGUGGAAAGGUGAAAGUCUUGAGAGUGGUACUCCUAGUCUGCGAACAUUUGGUUAUGCCACCCUCGAAGCAGCAACUGAUGACUUCUCAAGUGAAAAUAAGCUCGGAGAGGGUGGAUUUGGACCUGUUUACAAGGGCAAGUUGCCCGAAGGACAGUACAUUGCAGUGAAGAGACUUUCGAAAACUUCAAACCAAGGGCUCGAGGAGUUCAAGAAUGAAGUUAUGCUCACUGCCAGACUGCAACAUGUCAACCUUGUUCGCCUUCUUGGAUUUUGUACUGACAGGGAAGAAAAGAUGCUGAUCUAUGAGUACAUGCCAAAUAAGAGCUUGGACUUCUACCUAUUUGAUCCAAUAAGGAAAUAUUCGUUGGAUUGGGUGAAACGUGUUCAUAUCAUAGAAGGCAUUACGCAGGGGCUUCUUUAUCUCCAAGAAUACUCGAAUUUCACAAUAAUUCAUCGAGACUUGAAAGCCAGCAAUGUUCUGCUGGACGAUGAAAUGAACCCCAAGAUAUCAGAUUUUGGUCUGGCGAGAAUAUUUCGGAAGGAUGAUGUUGAGGCAAAUACCAACCGAAUUGUGGGGACUUACGGGUAUGUCCCACCAGAAUACGUAAGGAAAGGCAUAUACUCGAUGAAGUACGACAUCUACAGCUUCGGGGUAUUGUUGUUGCAAAUCAUCAGUGAUAAAAGGACCUCAUGUUUAUAUGGCCCGAAUGAAAAUCUGAAUCUUCUCGAAUAUGCAUAUGAGCUGUGGAAGGACGAUAAAUGCAUGGAAUUCAUUGACCAGUCUCUCGAUGACUCUUCAUCAUCCUGUAAGCUCAUGAGAUGCGUGCAAGUGGCUCUUCUAUGCGUGCAAGAGAAGCCUGAGGACAGACCCUCCAUGUUGGAAGUCUAUUCAAUGCUCAAGAAUGAAUCUUCAGCUGUGAACUCCCCCAAGAAGCCUGCAUUUUCAAUUAACAAGGACGAAGAUGAGGAUGACAAGCGCUUGCUCAAGGCAGCAAUUCAUUCAGUGAAUGAUGCAUCAAUUUCUGAAUUGUUUCCUCGCUGAUUGUACAUUGCAUGUAUCCAAUGUCGUGAAUACUAUUACCAACUUAUUUGGUUGCCUAGUACUUCGU